AUGAUGGACGAGUUCAUUGUAUGCAUUGAUCGGAUUAUAGCCUCCACGGCUUGUUUUGGUGAAGCAGUAAAUGGAAGAGAAUGUGAUGUUGACUCAAUACCUGUUUCUGAGAAUGGUGGACAAGGAGAAGGGUGCUCCUCAUCUUCUUCUUCUUCUUCAAACAGGGAUGAUGAUGAUGUUGUUGUUGUUGUUGUGGAGUGCAGAAUAUGCCAGGAAGAAGAUCUACUCCAAGCCAUGGAGGCUCCUUGUUCCUGUAAAGGCACUCUCAAGUUCGCUCAUAGGAAGUGUAUCCAGCGAUGGUGCAAUAAGAAAGGAAAUACAAUAUGUGAAAUCUGUAAUCAGGCAUUUUCACCAAAUUAUUCUCUUCCACCAGUCAGAAGCAAUGACAUUAUGGCAAUUGAUAUAAGGCAAGAAUGGGGGCAUAAUACUGAUCUCCGUGUGGCUCUGGCUUCAGCAGAGCACCAGUUGCUGCAAACUGAGUAUGAAGAUUAUGCUAUUACACAAACCAGUAGCGUUGCUUGCCUUCGCUCUAUCACUCUCAUUUUGGUUAUAAUUUUGCUUGUACGCCAAGCUUUAAUGGUCAUGAAGAACUCUACAACUGGGCAAGAUUCAUCCAUACUCUUUAAUUUUCAGAUGUCAUUCCUUCAAUUUGCUGGUGUUCUUUUGCCAUGCUGUGCAAUGGCACGUUCCUGGUACGUCAUACAGAACCGAAGGAGAAGACAGGGUUAAGCGAGGGAAACAUAGAUGACGAUAUCUUCGUUGGUUGUCACAAAAAAGGAGCAGUUACAGACAGAUGCUAUGUGAUUUUGUUUGUCAAACGUAAUGAAGUUGUAUAUAUUUAUUUACCAUGGCAUGGUAAAAAAUGA
Molecule: messenger RNA, 866 nt
Organism: Gastrolobium bilobum
Lineage: Eukaryota; Viridiplantae; Streptophyta; Magnoliopsida; Fabales; Fabaceae
Exons: 7
Coding region: 1-729 (242 amino acids)
Biological process (GO): protein ubiquitination
Cellular component (GO): membrane
Molecular function (GO): ubiquitin-protein transferase activity; zinc ion binding
Source: RefSeq, a predicted model, not a curated record